UUAUUUAUUUUAUUUUCAUUUUAUUGAAAAACACUUUGUUCGCCGAGAGGGGCUAUACAAAGUUAGAUCAUAAUAAACUGUAUGGAAGGAUAGCAGAAGAAAUGGCUCAACAGUUCAACCAAAAUGUAAUCAAUGUUUUACUUAUUUUCAUCGUGUAUUUGAAUCAAGGGCUAAGUAAAUCAUUCCAAAGCUUCUCGGAAGAACAGUUCUUGUCGGAGCUGAGUGUUGAUCGAGCACCGAUGGAUGAUCGAAGGCCAACACGACGACCAUCGUCACAACACCGGAGUCGUCCACCGUACCUCGGCAUCUACGGUAGUUCCGGUAAAAUUGGCCAACAGUAUCAUCCCAGUGCAGCGGAGAUGAGCGAGAACGAGAGUUUCGACUCGGACGAGAGCAAUCGGCUUAGGACACCACUCGACCGAGGUCCAUACUUCGAUCUGUCCUCUUCGAAGAACAUUACGGCGCUCGUCGGCAAGACGGCGUACCUCAAUUGUCGUGUCAAAAAUCUUGGCAACAAAACGGUUUCCUGGGUACGGCACCGAGACAUCCAUUUAUUGACCGUCGGUAGAUUCACCUACACAUCCGACCAACGGUUCCAGGCUGUACAUAAUCCCGUGCACGAUGACUGGUCGCUUCAGAUUCGAUAUCCUCAGAAGCGAGAUACGGGAAUGUAUGAGUGCCAGAUCUCGACGACGCCUCCGGUUGGCCAUUCGAUGUAUCUCUCCGUUGUCGAGCCCAUCACUACGAUUAUAGGCAUACCGGACCUGUACAUCAACACUGGUUCAACUGUAAAUCUUACCUGCAUAGUUCGGAACUCACCCGAACCCCCCUCAACCAUCAUGUGGACACACAACAACCAGGAGAUCAACUACGACUCGCCGCGGGGUGGUGUCUCUGUCAUCACGGAAAAGGGAGAGACAACGACCUCCUAUCUGCUCAUUCAGCGUGCUUGGACAACAGACACCGGCAAGUACGUCUGUUCACCAUCGAACGCUGAUCCCGCGACGAUCAAUGUACACAUCUUGAAUGGUGAACAUCCUGCUGCCAUGCAGCACGACGGCCAGUUGCGGAUAGGGGAUCCCAUCAACGUGUUCGUCCUCUGCUUGAUAAGCUUUUUCCUCAGAUACCGAUGAAAAUGCAAGCAGCCGAUCAUCACAUGUCAUCACUGUACGGUGGGGCUCAAAGAAGUGUAAAAAAACUUGAUGAUUGAUUUAUGAAGAGAUUUAUGCGACAAGAGAGCGUAAUGCUGUUAGAGGUUGCCUGAUUGGAAAACACGGAAGAAGCUCAAGCCAUGUUUUUAC
Anopheles darlingi is the source of this 1301-nucleotide messenger RNA. RefSeq names its product zwei Ig domain protein zig-8-like. Gene Ontology annotation, cellular component: neuron projection membrane. The transcript has 8 exons. NCBI's taxonomy places the organism in Eukaryota, Metazoa, Arthropoda, Insecta, Diptera, Culicidae. Gene Ontology annotation, biological process: synapse organization. The record is from RefSeq and is a predicted model, not a curated record. Bases 102 to 1133 code for a protein of 343 amino acids.